UGGAAGAGACUUUCUGGGCUCCAAAGCCACGAUCAGUUGCUUCUGAUCCGCCAAGUGUACAAGGUCUUCUGCAGAGAGUUUUGGUGCUUUUAUCGCCACUUCUCUUUAGUUUUUUUUUCCUUUUUUUUCCUGUCUCUCGCGAAAUUUAUCGCGCAUUUGCCGGCUUCCCAUACAUUCACCCCGUUUUAAUUGAGUGCGGAGAAACGAAAGAAAAGAGUUUUAGAAUUCAAUAUCACUUAGCAUCUAUCUCGAGUUUAAAUAAAACAGCUAACAGUGUGACUCAAAUUGGAUAUAUCGCACCAUAUUAACCCCGAAAAAAAAAUGUCUGACGUGAUAGAAAUUGAACAAAUUGUGGAAACAAAGCCAAAAAAGAUGCCAAUGUCAACAUCCCUGGACAAGGAGUCAAUCCGCGAGGCGUAUGAGGAUGUUCGAUCAGACCUGACCGAGAGUGACUGGUGCGUCUUUAAAUACGACGGUGCUCGAAUCAUCCACACGGGAUCUGGCACGGACUUUGACGAGUUCAAGAGCCAAUUCACGGACAGUGAGCGUGCCUUUGGCUACCUCCGUGUCCAGAUGGGCGAUGAGAUGUCCAAGAGGCGCAAAUUCCUCUUACUCACAUGGAUCGGACCCAAUGUAGGCGUCCUGCAGCGUGCCAAAAUGUCCACAGACAAGGCAAUCAUCAAAGAUGUGAUCAAUAACUUUGCCGUGGAGCUCCAGGCAGAGUCCCAAUCGGAUUUGGACCUUGACCUCUUUAGGGAUGCCCUCAAUCGGGCCGGGGGUGCAAAUUAUGGUACCGGAAUCCGCAAUUAAAUCCGCCAACGGUCGAGUCAUUUUACGCCUCUAUCUUAAAUGCUUUUGUGUAGUAUUAAUUUGUAUAAUUUUGACGCCGAAAUUUGUGAAUGUUCAAUAAAGUGUAAUUUUAAAUGAG
Molecule: messenger RNA, 928 nt
Organism: Phlebotomus papatasi
Lineage: Eukaryota; Metazoa; Arthropoda; Insecta; Diptera; Psychodidae
Product: coactosin-like protein
Exons: 3
Coding region: 322-810 (162 amino acids)
Biological process (GO): regulation of actin filament polymerization
Cellular component (GO): site of polarized growth; cortical actin cytoskeleton; plasma membrane
Molecular function (GO): actin filament binding
Source: RefSeq, a predicted model, not a curated record